GAAAAAUACAUGAUUCUGUCCACACACAUGGUCAUAAAAAGUGACUUCAUUUCUCUCUCUUACCAUCUCAAUGGUAGCUAACAAAAUAAGCAUAAACAAAUCUACCUCCAUUCGCCAUCCAUGGCCAUCUCAAGAACUCAUCAUCAUGCUUUUCUCCUCCCUUCACCAGGAAUGGGUCACAUAAUCCCAGCCCUAGAACUUGCCAAGCGUUUAGUCACUCACAAAAUCAUUCCCAAGCUCACCUUCUUUUACACUCCAAUAGCAAACUCUAAUCCCUCCAAAGCUGAAACCCUAGUUCUUCACUCAGCCAUCAAGGAAAACCUCUUUGAUAUAAUCCAACAGCACCCACUUGACCUCACCAGCGAAGUUGACCCCGAUGCCUCUGCAGAAGACAAAAUAGCAAUCUUAAUGCAUGAACUCCCACUCCUCUUUGUGUCCACAAUCUCCACCAUGAACCUCAACCCAACCAUCAUCAUCACUGAUUUCUUCAUAUGCCAAGCUCUACCUCUAGUCCAAAAUCUAAACCUACCCAUGUUUGCUUUUUCGCCGACUAAUGCGUGGCUCGUUGCGCUUGGUCUUCACACCCCCACUUUGGACAAACAAAUACAAGGAGAAUAUGUCGAUGAGAUUGAACCAAUCUCAAUCCCUGGUUGCAAACCCAUAUAUCCCAAAGACAUGUUCGAUAUGUUGAAAGACAGGACACAUAGGUUGUACCGUGAAUUUAUUGGCGCGUGUGAAGGAGCAGCAUUGGCUAAUGCUAUCUUUGUGAACACGUUUCAUGAGUUGGAACCUAAGACACUUGAAGCACUUGGUAGUGGAGGAAUUAGCACGGUGCCCGUGUACCCGGUUGGGCCAAUAAUAAGGGAACCAAGCCCAAGAAGCCCGAGCCCAAGCCCGAGCCCGAGUAGUGAUGAGGGAAAGAGAAGUGAAAUUGUUGAGUGGCUAAACAGGCAAGAAGAAGAGUCAGUGGUAUUUGUAUCACUUGGGAGUGGAUACACUAUGUCAGGUGAAGAAAUCAAAGAGAUGGCAUUGGCGUUGGAACUAAGUGAAAACAAAUUUGUUUGGUCUUUGCGUCCGUCCGUCAACAAAGCUGGCCAUGAUCACUAUCUCACAGCAGGUGAUGAAACUGGAAGUACUACUAGCACAGUGUCUAAUGUUGAAAAAUCAGAUUUGUUUCCUGAUGAGUAUCAUCGCAUACAAAGGAAUGGGAUUGUGAUCACAGAUUGGGCACCACAGUUGGACAUUUUGAAGCAUCCAUCAAUUGGUGGUUUUGUGUCACACUGUGGAUGGAACUCUGUGAUGGAGAGCGUUUCAUGUGGGGUGCCAAUAGUUGGAUUGCCUAUUUUUGCAGACCAAAUGAUGAAUGCUACAAUGCUUGUGGAGGAAGUUGGCAAUGCAGUUCGAGUAAAGGCUUCACCAUCAACCAACAUGGUUCAAGGGGAUGAGUUAGGAAAAGCAAUAAGGAAGAUAAUGAAUAAGGAUGAUAAAGAAGGAUGUGUCAUAAGAGAAAGAGCUAAACAACUCAAACACUUAGCAGAAAGAGCUUGGUCUCAUGAUGGUUCUUCUUAUUCUGCACUUUCCAAAAUAGCUCUCUGAAAUGGCUUGGUAUACUCUGUUUGGUGGAAGAAAUUCUAUUAUGAAAUAACCAAUUGCUAUCUUAUUUGGUUUGAA
Molecule: messenger RNA, 1671 nt
Organism: Vigna angularis (adzuki bean)
Lineage: Eukaryota; Viridiplantae; Streptophyta; Magnoliopsida; Fabales; Fabaceae
Product: UDP-glycosyltransferase 72D1
Exons: 2
Coding region: 121-1596 (491 amino acids)
Molecular function (GO): UDP-glycosyltransferase activity
Source: RefSeq, a predicted model, not a curated record